AUGGACGCGGCAGAUUUUCGACAGAAAUUGCGGAUCGACAUUAAACUGUCGACGGUGGACGUGGAGGCUGUGGUGGGACGCACCGCAUUUCUACCGUGCGACAUCGAACCAGACACCAACGAAGACAGGGUCUACAUGGUGCUAUGGUUCCGGCACGCUGGCGGCAAGCCAUUGUACAGUUUCGACGUGCGCGGCAGAAGCUUCAACAAGGCGCUGCACUGGUCAGACCCCUUGGCGUUCGGCAGGCGCGCCUACUUCGUCACCAUGUCCCGACCGUCAUCGCUCACCGUCGAAGCCGUACAGCUGGACGACGAGGGCAUCUACCGCUGCCGGGUGGACUUCAAGAACUCACCAACUAGGAACUUCCAGAUUCGUCUGAACGUCGUCGUGCCUCCGCACCAGCUGUUGUUGUACGACGAAGACGGGAGGGACGUUGCCGGCGUAGUAGGCCCAUUAGAAGAAGGGGGAAACUUUACUCUCCUUUGCGAGUUAAGGGGAGGUCGACCGCAACCAACCCUUACCUGGCUUAUCAACAACCAGUCAAUUGAUGACCACACGAUACUCAAGAACGACGGCAAGGUGAUCAUCAGCAGGAUCAGUAUUGGUGGCGCGGAGAGGAGCUGGCUCAACACCACCAUUCGGUGUCAGGCUACCAACACACCACUGCUGAGCCCCCACGAGAGGACGGCGAGAGUCGAAAUGAAUCUUCGCCCGACCUCAGUGUACAUAGUGGAGAAGCCAGGCCUCAUGUCGGCUGACGCGGAGGUUACGCUCAUAUGUGUCUCUCACGGAAGCCGACCACCAGCGCAGAUCACUUGGUUCAGGGAAAAUCGAAGAUAUACGCGGGGCAAGCACGCCGAGUUUGCGAAUGAGACGUCGACGGUAAGCAGACUCACGAUGCUGCCGCAGCCAGCUGACGACGGCGCGGUAAUAAGGUGCCGUGCCGACAAUCCGGUCCUGAGGGUGGCUUUGGAGGACUCCUUCAGGAUGAGCGUUGUCUACAGACCGGUCCUCACUAUGUCUUUGGGCAGUACGUUGAAUCCCAACGAUAUAAAAGAGGGUGACGAUGUCUACUUCGAAUGCAACAUCCGAGCCAACCCCAAAGAGCACCGCAUCUCCUGGUACCAUAACGACCAACAAGUCACGCAGAACAUGUCUUCCGGUGUCUUCAUUAGUACGAAGUCUCUAGUCCUACAGAGGGUUAUGAGGAGAGAUGCUGGGCUUUACACAUGUCGAGCUGCUAACCAGAUCGGAGAAUCGAGCAGUCAAGCAGUAUAUCUGCGAGUGCAGUAUGCGCCUGUCUGCGAGCAACCGUCUCCGCUGCUCAUCGGCGCGAGACUCGACGAGUCACUGAGGGUCCGGUGCACGGUCAGCGCCGAUCCUGCUGACGUCAGCUUCUACUGGCAGUUCAACAACAGCGGUGAAAGCUUCCAAGUGUCCCCUGCGAGAUACGUGUCGACGGGCGGCACGGCUAGUGAAUUGCGUUAUAGGGCUGCCAGCGAGCGGGACUAUGGCGCGUUGCUUUGCAGGGCGACGAACGCAGUUGGUCGUCAGGACAAGCCCUGCGUAUUCCAGAUAGUACCAGCAGCCCGACCGUCUCCACCGAAGAACUGUACUGCAAAGAGGAUGAUGAGGAACGGCGAAGCCUAUCUAUCGGUUCAAUGCACCGCCGGUUACGACGGUGGUCUCUCGCAGCACUUUACUUUGGAAGCUCUCGGGGAUACAGGAAGGGUCUUGGUCAACGCAACGGCUGAGAGAAAUGAUUUAUUGGUGUCGCUGAACAUAAGCUUACUGGAGUUAGACCAUCUAAGCGAGGACGAAGCACUGGCUGUCAUUGCUCGGAACAACAAAGGUGCAUCUGAUCCCGUUAUACUCCGAGAAUUGGUUUACAGAGACGCCGCUAAGCAAACAGAGAAUACGACGCGGUCGGACUCUCGUUUCCCGGCGGCUGCUGCGUUCGCGGCGUUAGCCGCCGUUCUUACUGCGAUCGGAGCCAUCGUAGCGCUAAUAUUGAAAAAACGCAGCGACAGUGCCUCUACGAGUAAACGGCCUUCGCAGAGCGUGGUGCAGGUUGACGCAAAUGGCAGAAGGUAUUUAAUAGCCUACCCGGCCCCUGCGGACAAAAUGGAAACCAAACCGGACAUUCUAAAUCCAAAAUCUGAUAGCGAGCCCCCGCGUGUUGUAUUGGAGUCCAAUGACAACAAAAGCUACACAUUACGAGAGAUCCACAAAGAAGGGGUUUCCGAACCAUACAGUCAGCCCCCGCUUCACGAUGAUGUGAUGCCACAAAGG
Iphiclides podalirius (scarce swallowtail) is the source of this 2292-nucleotide messenger RNA. Lineage: Eukaryota; Metazoa; Arthropoda; Insecta; Lepidoptera; Papilionidae. The record is from the annotation of a GenBank genome assembly.